GAAGGUUUUCGUCUUUAAUCCAGAGCAACAAGAACACAAACACAACGCAAAGAAGAAAACAUAACGAAGCGCGAAAGAGAAGAGAAAGAAGCCACUGUUACUAAUUACCCUAUUCAUUCAACAAUUCAUCUCGCGAGAAUUUCAACUUCUCGAUCUCAUUUCUUCUCUCCCUCCAAGAUUCAUCACCACGAGCUUCGCUUCUUCUCCGAUCUAUAUUCUUCUCUCUUUCAUUUCUUCGGGUUUUUGAUUUGUGCGAGGAUUAAGGAUUAAGAAGAGGUGAAGCGUUAGAAGCAUGAGCAUCAAUAGCCCCGGCCAAAGGAAGAGCUAGGGUUUUCUAACGUCCAAGGUGAGAUUUCCAUGGGCGAUGGAGGUGUCGCAUGCAUGCCUUUGCAGUAUAGUAUGGAGAGGUUAUCGAGUUCAGAGAAAACGCAUUGCGGAGGCAGUAGUGGGAAUGGCUUCAACUCCAAGUUGCUUAUGAAUAUGAAGUCGAGGGGGAGUGAAUUAGCGUUGGAUAGAGUGGAUAAGAGAAGUGGAAGUGAUGUUGAGAAUGGUGAAAUGAUAUGUGGUGAUAAGGUGCAGAAGGAAGACGUAGAAGAGGGUGAAUUGGUUACUUUGAAGUGGCCUAGAAGUGAAGUUGAAAUAGAGAAUGGAGAGUUUGUGCCGGAAAUGAAUAUGCCGUCGAGACGAAGUGAGAUUGAGAAUGAGGAGAUUGUUAGUGAUAGAUGGAAAGCAAGGGAGUUUGAGAAGGGAGAAUUUCAUCAUGGGAAAUGGAGAAGAGACGACGUGGAAAGAGGAGAGACUGUUCCUGAGAAGGGUAGGAGAGGAGAAAAUGAAUAUGGGCCUUGGAGAGGUGUGAAAGAUGACGCCGAGAGGGGAGAGUUUAAUCCAGAUAGAUGGUAUAAUGGACCAAUUGGGAAGAAUGAUUAUGGUAACAACAGUAACCGCAGAAAUUAUUCAGGUAAGGACAAAGUUUGGAAAUUUCAACGUGAACGUACCCCACCUUCUUGGAGAUAUACAGGUGAAGAUUCUAUUAGGAAGAAAGAAUUUAUUAAUAGAAGUGGGAAUCAGCAUGCGAAAAAUUCUCCCAGGUGGGAGAAUGCACAGCAGAGGAAUAUAAGGAACGGUUCAAAGAUUGUAGAUGACGAGAAAAAUGCAUAUAGCAAUGGUAAGGAUCAUACACGAGAUUACACUUCUGGAAGUCGCUUGAAGAGGCUCGGUAAUGAUUUUGACAGCUAUGAGCGGAAGCAUUCUGCAGAUUUUACAAGUUCAAAAAGUAGAAGGCUUUCUGAUGAUAGCUAUCCUUUUUCAGAGAGCUAUUCUCGUCGCCCUGUGGAGCAGUCUUAUAGAAAUAAUAAUAAUAAUUCUACCAGACUUUCUGCAGAAAAGUAUUCUUCUAGAAAUCAUGAAUCUUCUUUCUCUUCCAGACCAGCUUAUGACAGGCAUGAACGCAGCCCUGUUCAGUCUGAGUGGUCCCCACGUGACCGAAGUAGGCAUUAUGAUCAUAGAGACCGUACUCCAGUGCGCCGAUCGCCCUUUAGUCAUGAGAGAUCUCCAUAUAACCGGGAGAAAUCCCCCCAUGGCCGGGAGAGGUCUCCAUAUAUGAGGAGCUGGGACAGAAGUCGACAGCAUGAUCCUAAAUUGAGAAGUCCAGCGCGCACCGGACAGUCGCCACAAGAUCAGUGCUGGCGACAGCAUGAUCAUAAGAUGAGAAGUCCAGCACUCACUGAGCAGUCGCCACAAGAUCAGGGUUGGCGACAGCACAGUCAUAAAUUGAGAAGUCCAGCACGCGUCGAGCAGUUGCCACAAGAUCAAGGUCGGCAUCAUGAUCACAGGGACUGUAUUCCAAAUUUAGUAGGAGGAUCCCCCCUUGAUCAAACUAGGAAGGAUGUUCAUGAUGAAACAAGUUGCAAGAACUCAUCAGGUGAUAAGCAGAAUUCUCCAAAUAGUUGUAAGAGUGAUGAAGAUAAACACAUUCAAAGGGAGUCGGAUUUUUCAGUUACAGGAUCUCGAGGUGAAAGAAACGUGCAAAAGACUGACGAGUCAAUUGAGAAAGAUAUUAGUGAUAGUCAACUCGUUGAGGAACAGAAGUCCUGUAGUCCCACUAUUGAUCCAAAAGAAUCUCCACACCUUGAGCCACAACCACCUCCCGAUGAGCUGCCUUCAAUGGAAGAAGAUAUGGACAUUUGUGAUACCCCUCCUCAUGUCCCUGUGGUGACAGAUUUGUCAUCAGGAAAAUGGUUUUACCUUGAUUACGGUGGUGUAGAAAAUGGGCCUGCCAAAUUGUGUGACAUUAAGCUCCUUGUUGAUGAAGGGGUACUAAUGUCAGAUCACUUUAUCAAGCACUUGGAUAGUGACAGAUGGCUAACAGUUGAAAAUGCAGUGUCACCAUUGGCUGCUCAGAGUUUCCCGUCCAUUGUGUCAGAUGCAAUAACUCAGCUUGUAAAUCCUCCAGAAGCUUCUGGUAAUAUUUUGGCCGAUACUGCAGAUAUUCAAUCUGGUCCUGAGAAUUAUCUGGGAAAGCCGGGCCCCUCGCUGCUGCCACGCGGACACCCUAGCGAGAGUGUACUUACAUCUGAACUUUUGGACAACUUCUAUAUUGAUGAAAGAGUUCAAAAUCUGUUAGAGGGUUAUGAUGUCAUUCCUGGGUUGGAACUUGAGGCAGUAAAAGAAGCUUUGCAAUUGAAAUUUGAAUAUGCAGAGGAAGAUGGAUUAGGAGACCAUGAAGGUUUUCCUUGGCAUGUUUCCUGCACUAGAGAAGAUUGUGAUUCAAGUACUGAUUUAGCAACAAGAGAUUCUGAAUCUCAGUUUAUAGACAACAUGGGUAAUGGGUUUGGCAUUCCUAAGGAUUGGUUUUCUACCCUUUGGCCAUGCAAAGGUGGUGACUGGAAGAGGAACGAUGAUGCCCACGAUCGAUGUUCUAGGAAAAAACUUGUUCUAAAUAAUGGUUUUCUGUUGUGCCAAAUGCCAAAGUCUGGAUGUGAGGAUCCUCGAUGGCCUGAAAAAGAUGACUUGUAUUUUCCUUCUCAAAACAGGAGUCUUGAUCUCCCUUUGUGGGCUGUUGGUGCUGAUGAGUGGGUUGAUUGCAAUGCUGCAAGCAAGUCUAUUCAAAGUAAGCCUUCUUCUGUCAAAGGAAUGAAAGGAAAUGUUCUUUCAGUGGUAAGGAUAAAUGCAUGCGUUGUCAAUGAUCAGGGAUUGCUGCUCACUGAGUCACGCCACCAGACCCGAGGCAAGGAUAGACAACAUCCAAGGUCAGCUUGGCCAUUCACUUCAACCUGUGAUAGUAAGAGAACAUCAACCGAAGACGAUUCUCAGUCAAAAUCAGUUAGUGAUCAGGGUUCUUACCAAAGCAUGGAGUCCAUUAGUGUCCCUAAAGACCAUCUCUGUACUAUCCAGGAGUUGCAGCUACAUUUGGGUGACUGGUAUUACAUUGAUGGUUCUGGACGUGAGAAAGGGCCUUCAUCAUUUUCAGAGCUACAAUAUUUAGCAGAUCAAGGAAUUGUAAAAAGGCAUAGCAGUGUGUUUAGGAAACAUGAUAAACUCUGGGUUCCUAUUACCUCUACCACAGAAACUACAGAUGUCUAUUUCACGAGCCACCAAAAAAGCAGUUCAACAUUGGGUGCAUGCUUUGAUCAUCCAUCAAAGCAAACUCAAGGUGUUUCAUAUGGUGGAUCUUACACAAGUUCAAGUAUGUUUAACAGGAUGCACCCUCAGUUUGUUGGUUUUACACGUGGGAAGCUGCACGAACUGGUUAUGAAAUCAUACAAGAGCCGUGAGUUGGCCGCUGCUAUAAAUGAGGUUUUAGAUCCCUGGAUCAAUGCAAGACAACCAAAGAAAGAUAUUGAGAAACAGAUAUAUUGGAAAUCAGAAGGCGACACACGAGCUGCCAAAAGAGCCCGGAUGCUGGUUGAUGAUAAUGAAGAAGACAGCGGUUUGGAAGAUGAUGUUACCAUUGCCAAGAAUGAACCCACUUUUGAAGAUCUAUGUAGUGAUGCUACUUUUCAUGAAGACGAAAUUGGUAUCUCUGAUUCUGAAGUGGGAAGCUGGGGCUUAUUGGAUGGUUCGUUAUUGGCACGAAUUUUCCAUUUUUUGAGAUCUGAUUUUAAGUCCCUUGUAUUUGCAUCAAUGACGUGCAAGCAUUGGAGUGCUGCUGUAAGGUUUUACAAGGAAGUUUCAAUACAGGCCAAUUUGUCAUCCUUAGGGCCUUCUUGCACUGAUACUGUGUUGUGGAACAUUAUGAAUGCUUAUAAGAGAGACAAGAUCAAUUCAAUCAUUCUAAUGGGCUGUAACAAUAUUACGGCUGACAUGCUUGAGAAAAUGAUUCUUUCAUUUCCUGGUUUAUGUACCAUAGACAUUAGAGGAUGCAGCCAGUUUGGAGAGCUAACUCCUAAAUUUACUAAUGUGAAAUGGAUCAAGAGCAGAAGUUCACGCAUGGAUAGAAUUGCAGAGGAGCCUCAUAAAAUUAGAAGUCUUAAACAUUUUACAGAACAAGUUUCAUCUACAUCCAAAUCCAGCAAUUUAGGAAUAGAUGAUUUUGGUCAACUGAAAGAGUAUUUUGAUAGCGUGGAUAAGAGAGAUUCGGCAAAACAGUUAUUUCGUCAAAACUUAUACAAGCGGUCCAAACUAUAUGAUGCUAGAAGGUCCUCUUCCAUUUUAUCUAGGGAUGCUCGCACAAGACGUUGGGCAAUUAAGAAGUCUGAAAGUGGUUUUAAGAAGAUGGAGGAAUUCCUUGCUUCAAGACUAAAGGAAAUCAUGAAGUCAAACUCUUGUGACUUCUUUGUACACAAGGUUGCAGAAAUUGAGGCUAAAAUGAAAAAUGGUUAUUACAGUAGCCGUGGAUUAAGCUCUGUCAAAGAGGACAUAAGUAGAAUGUGCCGUGAUGCAAUAAAAGCGAAAAAUCGGGGUGAUUCUGGUGACAUGAAUCACAUUAUCACACUAUUUAUUCAACUGGCAGCUCGGUUGGAAGCGAGUUCUAAAAAUGUGCAUGGCAGAGAUGUCCUACUGAAGUCAUGGGACAGUGACUCGCCAGCAAUGUUCUGUUCUACUUCAUCAAAGUAUAAGAAAAAUAGAUUAGUGAAAGAAAGGAAGUACAGGAGUAAUGGAAAACAUAAUAUUUUGGAUAAUGUAGAGUAUACCUCUGAUAGAGAUAUUAGGAGGCGCUUAUCAAAGUUGAAUAAGAAAUCCAUGGGCUCAGACAGUGAAACAUCUGAUGAUCUUGAUCGGUCUUUUGAUGAUGACAAGAGUGACAGUGAUACUACGUCAACUGAGUCUGAAAGUGACCAUGAAGUACGCUCACAAAUUUUGGUUAGGGAACCAAGAGGGGAUGGAUGCUUCUCACCCGAGGAAGAGUCAAAUUUCAUAACUGAUGACCGAGAGUGGGGUGCUCGCAUGACAAAAGCAAGUCUGGUUCCUCCAGUUACCAGGAAAUAUGAAGUCAUUGAUCAUUAUUGCAUUGUAGCUGAUGAGGAGGAGGUGCGAAGGAAGAUGCGGGUUUCAUUACCAGAUGAUUAUGCAGAGAAGCUGAGUGCACAAAAGAAUGGCACAGAGGAGUCAGAUAUGGAACUUCCUGAAGUCAAAGAUUUCAAACCUAGAAAGCAGCUUGGAAAUGAGGUUAUUGAGCAAGAAGUUUAUGGCAUUGAUCCUUAUACACACAACCUUUUGCUUGAUUCUAUGCCAGGGGAGUUAGAUUGGUCUCUGCAAGAGAAGCAUUUGUUUAUAGAAGACGUGCUCCUUCAAACAUUGAAUAAGCAUGUUAGGAGCUCUACUGGAACUGGAAAUACUCCAAUGAGCUACCCUUUGCAGCCUGUUAUUGAAGAUAUUAAAAGACGCGCUGAAGAAGAUUGUGAUGCAAGAAUGACUAGAAUGUGUCAAGGUAUUCUAAAGGCCAUAGACAGUCGUCCAGAUGACAAAUAUGUAGCUUAUAGAAAGGGGCUUGGUGUUGUUUGCAACAAGGAAGAAGGCUUCUCUCAAGAUGAUUUUGUUGUGGAGUUUUUGGGAGAGGUUUAUCCUGUGUGGAAGUGGUUUGAGAAACAAGAUGGGAUUCGAUCUCUGCAGAAAGAUAGUACAGAUCCAGCACCAGAGUUCUAUAACAUCUACCUUGAGAGACCAAAGGGUGAUGCGGAUGGGUAUGACUUAGUUGUCGUUGAUGCCAUGCACAAGGCUAAUUAUGCUAGUCGAAUAUGUCAUUCUUGCCGACCCAAUUGUGAAGCCAAAGUCACUGCUGUUGAUGGUCAGUAUCAAAUUGGUAUUUAUAGUGUUCGUAAUAUUCAACAUGGUGAGGAAAUCACUUUUGAUUACAAUUCUGUUACUGAGAGCAAGGAGGAGUAUGAAGCAUCAGUUUGUUUGUGUGGAAGCCAAGUAUGCCGGGGGAGCUACUUGAAUCUGACUGGUGAAGGGGCGUUUCAAAAGGUUUUGAAGGACUCACAUGGAAUUCUUGAUCGGCAUUAUUUGAUGCUAGAAGCUUGUGAAUCAAACUCUGUGUCUGAAGAGGAUUAUAAUGACCUUGGUAGAGCUGGUUUUGGCAUUUGUUUGCUUGGGGGCCUGCCAGAUUGGCUUAUUGCCUAUGCAGCUCGCCUCGUGAGAUUCGUCAAUUUUGAAAGAACGAAACUUCCUGAAGAAAUUCUAAAGCAUAAUCUCGAAGAAAAGAGAAAAUAUUUUUCAGAUGUAUUUCUUGAAGUUGAAAGGAGUGAUGCUGAGGUUCAGGCGGAGGGAGUGUACAACCAAAGGCUUCAGAAUCUUGCUGUCACUCUCGAUAAGGUAAGGUAUGUUAUGAGAUGUAUAUUUGGUGAUCCUCGGAAAGCACCGCCUCCUAUUGAGAAACUCAGUCCUGAAGCAACUGUUUCGUCUCUCUGGAAAGGAGAGGGCUCAUUUGUUGAGGAGCUUCUUCAGUGCAUAGCCGCUCAUGUGGAAGAAGACAUCUUGAAUGAUCUUAAAUCCAAAAUUCAUGCUCACGAUCCUUCAGGUUCGAAAGAUAUUCAGAAAGAGCUUCGGAAAUCUCUAUUUUGGUUGAGGGAUGAGAUCCGAAGUCUUUCUUGUACAUAUAAAUGUCGGCAUGAUGCUGCUGCUGACUUACUCCAUAUUUACUCUUAUACCAAGCACUUCUUUAGAAUACAUGAAUAUCAAACCGUUACUUCACCGCCCGUCCAUAUUAGUCCACUUGACUUAGGCCCCAAGUAUACUAACAAGCUGGGAGCAGAGAUUCAGGAGUACAGGAAGGUAUAUGGUAAAAAUUAUUGUUUGGGGCAGCUGAUCUUUUGGCAUAAUCAGAGUAAUGCAGAUCCAGAUCAGAGCUUGGUUAGAGCAAGCAGGGGGUGUUUGUCUUUACCAGACAUCAGUUCCUUUUAUACCAAGGCUCAGAAGCCAUCACAGAAUCGAGUUUAUGGUCCAAGGACUGUCAGAUCUAUGCUGGCAAGAAUGGAGAAGCAGCCGCAGAGAUCCUGGCCCAAAGACCAGAUAUGGUCGUAUAGAAGUUGUCCAAAAUUCUUUGGUAGCCCAAUGUUAGAUGCUGUAAUAAAUAACUCUACAUUGGACAGAGAGAUGGUUCAUUGGUUGAGGCACAGACCAGAGGCCGCGUGGGACCGUUAAAUUCUUGCAUUUUAUGAAGAAGUGGGCAGAGACUACCCGGUGAAACACCUAUUAUCAGAUAUGGAAGGGUUCAUCAUUCGCAGCUGCCUGCCUCUUUUAGGGCGGGGUUCUGUAAUUAUUAAUCCAAGGGUUGUUUUCCUUGUGCCUCAUUUUAGUCAUUCUUAUGUACAGUUUUUCUUGACCAUUGAACUCUAAUUCAUUUGAUUGUAGGGCAGUGUUUCACUCCUGUGUAACAUAUGAAAUGAAAGUUAGGAAGGAUAAAGUAAGGUUAAUUCAAGGCCUUGAUGUGUUAGCAUCUAUAUGUUAGGUAGGGCAAUGUUUUAUAUGAUAAAAUGUGCAAUGUAGUUUUCCUGAUGAUGAAUGGUCUCUGUGAUGACUACAACUAUUUUGAUUUGGGAUGACUUGCGUCAGUGUUGAAAAUUGGCAAAUGUCUAGAACUAGAAUGGAUUCGGUAGUAGUUUUUAAUAAAAAUAGGUGGAGUUACUUCAUUAUAUUUCCGUUGCUUCAUUAUAUUUUCCGACUUGCAUAUUUCUUGUAAAUUGAAUGGUGGGGUGUUAGCAAUCUGAUGCUGGCGAGUUUGUGUUGAGCUGGCAAUUGUCUACUAGACUUAGAAAGGCUGGCUGGAAUUUUGAGCUCAUUUAACCUUCAAUAAUAUCAGGUGAUAUUGCUUGUAAUCAGUAGCUGGUAACCAAUGUUGUGUAGGGAGAAAUAAUUAUACAUCUAUUAUUUGGCGCAAAGGAUAUUAUUGCUUUUGGUUUUUAGGAGGCCAUCAAAGCAUCUCCAA
Vicia villosa (hairy vetch) is the source of this 8365-nucleotide messenger RNA. Its product is annotated as histone-lysine N-methyltransferase ATXR3-like. Gene Ontology annotation, molecular function: protein binding. Bases 358 to 7581 code for a protein of 2407 amino acids. NCBI's taxonomy places the organism in Eukaryota, Viridiplantae, Streptophyta, Magnoliopsida, Fabales, Fabaceae. The transcript is spliced from 20 exons. The record is from RefSeq and is a predicted model, not a curated record.